Molecule: messenger RNA, 1974 nt
Organism: Drosophila takahashii
Lineage: Eukaryota; Metazoa; Arthropoda; Insecta; Diptera; Drosophilidae
Gene: Mur11Da
Product: Mucin related 11Da
Source: RefSeq, a predicted model, not a curated record
AUGUGGAGAGUGUUUGCCUGUUUGGUCCUGAUGUCAGCUUUGACCUUCGCCCAGGGUCGUCGAGAGGAUUACCCGGGAUUUCCGCGCUUCAAAAACAUUCCCAGAUAUAACCAACGACCCUGCGGCCCCCGAGUCUGUGGCAAAAGUGGACUUUGUUAUCGUGGUUUUGAGAGCAUUUGCGACCUCAACGAGUAUAAUCUAAAGAUGAUAUUCAGUGGACAGGAAGAAUUCGAUUUGACUGACCUUAUUUAUUGCCAAGAGCCACCGCCGCGGCCAAAGAUUGUAGAUGUGGGCUACUAUUAUAAUCAACGAAGUUUGCUUGUGGCUCAACCACCUCGCUCGACUUACUCAUCACCCAUUCCCAGACCCAGAAUUUCACAAAUUCCGCAAUAUAUCGGACGUUACGACGUAAUGCCGCCACCGGAUACUUAUGGUCCUCAAGCAAUAGACUAUGUGCUUCCGUAUCCGGUAUGGGCUCUUAAGCGGCCCCAAACACCACCCAGAAGGAACCCAGUGAGCUAUAGGCCUCCAUAUUGGCACUAUCCGACCAGGAGGCCCGAAACAACCAAGCGGCCAUGUUAUGAGGAAACUACAACCACCACAAAGGCUCCUAUAUCAACGAAAGCCCCUGAAUAUUUAACAACCACCACAACAUCUCAACCCUCUACAUCGACGACCACAACUGAACCUUCAACAACUACAAAUACGGCAUCAUCCACGACAACUAGCACUGAAGCUUCUACAACAACAACUACCACUGAAGCUUCUACAACAACAACCACGGAGAGAACUACGACAACUACCCCUGAGCCAAUAACAACGACAACAACAGAGCCUACAACGACAACUACAGAACAAACAACAGAGCCAACAACAACCACUGAGCCAACAACAACCACUAAAUUGACAACGACCACAGACCCAUCAACGACAACUUCCCAAGACCCCUCCACUACGACAACGAAAGAUACAACACCAUCAACAACCACAGAUUCUUCUACAGAAACGACUACGGAUCCGUCGACAACGGUAACAACAGAAUCAACAACAACGACAGAACGUUCAGAAACUUCCACUACAACAACGAUCGACCCUUCAACAACAACAACGACCGUUCCUUUUACAACAACAACAACAACCGAUCCUUCUACAACAACAACAACCGAUCCUUCUACAACAACAACAACCGAUCCUUCUACAACAACAACGACCGUUCCUUCCACAACAACAACGUCCGUUCCUUCUACAACAACAACAACCACAGAGUCUUUUACAACGACAACAAGUGAUCCAACAACAACUACAGAAUCUUCUACAACAACAACGACCGCUCCUUCCACAACAACAACGACCGUUCCUUCCACAACAACAACGACCGUUGCUUCCACAACAACAACGACCAUCCCUUCUACAACAUCAACUACAGCGUCGUCCACAACGACAACGACGGAUCCAACAACGAUAUCUUCUACAACAGCAACCACAGAGUCUUCUACAACAACAACGACGACUAAUCCCACCACAGUUUUAUCUACAACAACAACAACAACAGACCCAACAACGAUAUCAACUACGGAUCCCCCUACGACAUCAACAACAACGGAAGCCUCAACCACUUCAACCACUGCGGCGUCUGUAAGUAGAACAUUAAAUCCAUGACAGAUUAAACGAUUCUCUAUUGAAGUCAGAGAUGAAGAGGGACGCUUACUAGACUUCGUUUUAGCAGAUGCGAUAGAGCCAGGCUGCACGGAGAUCACUAAUGUCCUGAUAACCACAGGAUCAAGAGUCGUCUUUGAGUUCUCAGGGUGCAUUGUGCCAAAGACUUCUACAAAGACCCUCAGUGAAGCCACCACCACCACUUCCACUACCACUACCACAACCACUGGGCCAACAACCACCCAGGGAACUCCGUACUACCAGUGGUUUGGCCAAUCCUCGAACUACGCUCAAUCCCAUGUCAUUUAUACCUAUUAG